CUGGCCGAGGUCCCGGGGGCGCGUGGGUUCCGGGCUGGCCGCGGUCCCUCCUCUGUGCCCUGGGCUCCGGGUCAGCGAGGCCGUUUGCGUGUAGGGUGGGGGCGCCCGGCGGUCCUAAGUGAUGGGGUGCGUGGUCACCCAGGCCACCGGCUUUGUUUUCCUUUGUGGCGAGAAGGGAGGGGAUUAUUUAUCGCCUGGAUUCUCUUUGCAGUGUGAGAGCCUUGUGCUGCAAUCCUCUGUGAAGCUGGGUGCCUGGGCUUCGACUUAGGCCAGCCCCCUCCCCCUACUUUGCCCAGAGUUUUCCCACAUAUUUUCUUGGCAUAACCUCCCCCUGGGAAGGGGUUCUGAAGAGAGAGAAAGGGGUACAGUUCCGAUGAAUACUGUGUUUGGGACGGCUUUCCCAGGUUUAGGGUAUUCCUUCAGUUUUUAUUUUACUGGUUCAUUAACCAGGGUCUCGGCCCUGGGGAAGGUGGGUGGUGUGUGUGUGGAGAGGGGGGAGGACUGCUUAUGUGCCCGUCUGGUUGUAGUUUGUAAUUUUUCUAACCAGCUGGGAAGUCUUGACUCCUCUUGACCACCCUUUUUUUUUAAACUUUGUUUACCCACCCCCGCCCCAUCCCUCCCGUAGGGGAGAGGGAGUGAAGAAUUGGAAAGCUACUCUGGUUGUCCGAAGAAGCCCCCUUUUAAGUGGAAGAGGGCUGGGACAGGCUAGACACUCUCUAGCGCUCUGGGUCUCUAGGGUAGGGAGACCCUGACGUUGGUGGGGUCCUGCAGCGUUGCUGGUUUGUAGCCCUCUCCCCAUCUGUGUAGACAGCCGUGAGCAGAGAGGGGCUGGGGGGGGGGUCAUGUGCGGUGUAUUUAUGUAAGACACCCAGACAGAGGGCACUGGUAUUUAUAUAACCUGGCGUGGGUAUUUAUGUAAUAUAGGAUGCAGUAUAUUUAUGUUCCUUUCCUAACCUGUGGCUUUCCCGGCUGCCAUGUGUGGUCUUUGAGUUGGCGUUGGUGGAAACCCAGCUCGGGGGAGGGGGGUGUUUGUGUGUACACACCCAGCCCUCCUCCUUUCCCAUAGGGAUCACGAGUGUGAGCCUCUGCUCCCGUCCUCCUUGGCGGGUGCACUUAGGAAAGAAGCUGGACCGCGUGUGGACCCGUGGUACCGGGCUGGUGGGUUUUCUGCACAUGUGCAGUACUUGCUGUUGGCAACCAGGGCAACCCAGCUGGGGCCAGGCCAGCCAUGUGGGCAAAGGCCCUUGAUGGACAGUUCAGAGUUUGGCUGUCACCCAGUGACAGCCACUUCCUUGUGCCCGGUAUAAGGACUGUAGUGGCUCUCUGGGAGCUAGUACUAGACUGGUGCCUCUCCUGGUGUGGACCUCUUGGCUCUUAGGCUGAUUAAGGAGCCCUAGUGAGUCUCUCCCGGCUUCCUUCCAGGCCUGGCAGCUGGGGGUAGGCUUGGCACAGGGAAGGGGUACUCCCCCCAUCCCCUCGAGCUAGCUAGCACAGCUACUAUCUCACCUUCCAGGUUUACUUCUCAAGCCUGGAGUGAAAUAAGUUCUAGGUAGGUGGCCACCAGGUAGGCUAGCCUGACCUGUUUGGUCCUAGGUGAGAUUCUACCAUUGGCUUGCUGCUGGGUGGUAGCAAGACCCCUCCAGGCUUGGGUUCCCGUCUGCAAAAGGAGUCUCCUUGUUUGCUCACUUUAACUCAUUUGUAAACAACCGAGGUUUCAGAGACCCUUUCUCCCCAUUGCAUAGUUUACCCAUCUCUGCCUCCCCAUCUUCCGGCAGCCCAAACUGUCACCAUCCUUGGGUCUUCCCUUUUCUUGGCCUGGAACUGUACCCAGACCUCUACCAGGCCAGUACAGAGGGGCCCUGCCACCAGGCCCAAUCCCUGUUAUCUACAGGCUUGAGACAUCUAACUAUCUCAGGAAGGAGGGAGGCUACUCAGAUCAGUCCUGUGGGACAAGUGACUUCAGAUCUCGCUGUACCGGGGGCCUCUCCCAGGAGACCCUCUCUCCUUGUCUUCAAGGAAGCUUGCCUGAGAACCUGCCCAAAGAGAUGCAUGCAGAGAGGCCCAGAAAUUGUUCCCUGCAUCCUGAGUAGAACCCAGGAGGCAUUAUGAGGGACCAUGGCCUUCCCUUUAGGAGUGGGGAUCAGAUCCUCUUACGUGGAGCCUACUGGAACAGGCCAGCCUAGCCCUGUGCAAGUCUAGCAGCCCAGGGGCAGGGAUUUGAGGGUGAAGCAUGGAGCUACGUGUGGGGAAUAAGUACCGCCUGGGCCGAAAGAUCGGCAGCGGGUCCUUUGGAGACAUCUACUUGGGUGCCAACAUUGCUUCUGGUGAGGAAGUAGCCAUCAAGCUCGAAUGUGUGAAAACGAAGCACCCGCAGCUCCACAUCGAGAGCAAGUUCUACAAGAUGAUGCAGGGAGGAGUGGGCAUCCCGUCCAUCAAAUGGUGCGGGGCCGAGGGUGACUACAAUGUGAUGGUCAUGGAGCUGCUGGGGCCCAGUCUCGAGGACCUCUUCAACUUCUGCUCUCGAAAGUUCAGCCUCAAGACGGUGCUGCUGCUGGCCGACCAGAUGAUCAGCCGCAUCGAGUACAUCCACUCCAAGAACUUCAUCCACCGGGACGUGAAGCCGGAUAACUUCCUCAUGGGCCUGGGGAAGAAAGGCAACUUGGUCUACAUCAUUGACUUCGGCCUGGCCAAGAAAUACCGUGAUGCCCGCACCCACCAGCAUAUCCCCUACCGGGAAAACAAGAACCUAACUGGCACUGCCCGCUAUGCCUCCAUCAACACCCACCUGGGCAUCGAGCAAAGCCGUCGAGAUGACCUGGAGAGCUUGGGCUACGUGCUCAUGUACUUCAACCUGGGCUCCCUGCCCUGGCAGGGUCUCAAAGCAGCCACCAAACGUCAGAAGUAUGAACGUAUCAGUGAGAAGAAGAUGUCAACGCCCAUUGAGGUCCUCUGCAAAGGCUACCCCUCUGAGUUCUCAACAUACCUCAACUUCUGCCGCUCCCUGCGGUUCGACGACAAGCCUGACUACUCCUACCUGCGCCAGCUCUUCCGCAACCUCUUUCACCGGCAGGGUUUCUCCUACGACUAUGUCUUCGACUGGAACAUGCUCAAAUUCGGUGCAGCCCGGAAUCCCGAGGACGUAGACAGGGAGCGACGAGAACACGAACGGGAAGAGAGGAUGGGGCAGUUGCGGGGGUCCGCGACCAGAGCCCUGCCCCCUGGCCCACCUACGGGGGCCACUGCCAACCGACUCCGAAGUGCAGCCGAGCCUGUGGCUUCCACCCCAGCCUCCCGCAUCCAACAGGCUGGCAAUACUUCUCCCAGAGCAAUCUCACGGGCCGACCGGGAGAGGAAGGUGAGCAUGAGACUCCACCGAGGUGCGCCUGCCAAUGUCUCGUCUUCAGACCUCACCGGGCGGCAAGAGGUCUCCCGGAUUUCAGCCUCACAGACAAGCGUGCCAUUUGACCAUCUUGGGAAAUGAGGAGAGCCGCCACAGACCAGUGUUUGCUUAGUGUCUUCACUGCAUCUUCUUAGAAACAAAAUGAAACAAAGGACAGAACGAACCAACCACUCAAAUGAACAGAAAGGAGAAAACAACACACAACCCAGCACAAAGUCGACAAUGGAUUUUGUUUCUUUGAUUUAUUUUUCCAAUGGCAAAAAGACAAGAUGUCCUAUCACUGAGGAUUCCUGUCCCCCUCGCCUUGCCCGCUGCUCCCAACCCAAAGGCUGCCAACACUCCAAUAAUGACAUCAGGUCAUACUCCAGCCACCUGUUCCCACCACCACCCACCACGUGCCGGGCAGCCGUUGGAGGUGCCUGAAGAAUUUGCAUCAGGGAGUGGUUUGGCCGGUCAAAGACCCUUGCGAUUUCAUGAGCCUCGGAUUCAAGGAGACAUGCACAGCUGCAGUCCCUUGGCGCUGACAAUGGCCAGCUCUGUAUUGGGCUUUCCCAGAGUCCCCCUAAAUAUCCUGGUCCCCCUCCGUCUCCCCCUCCCAUCACUUCUCUGCAGAGAUCUUGAGAGGGCAGUGAGGUGGUGGGCCAUGAUGCCUUGUGCAUGUGUGAGUGUGUGAGUGUGUGAGUGUGUGAGUGUGUGUGACCUGUCUUUUCCAGAGCAGCAGGUGGGCUGCCACGCCUACCUAGCCAAGUUUCUGUUCUCGUCCCCCUGAAGUCAAGGUGGGGUGGACAAUGACCUCCACAUCCCUCAGGGCAUAGAGUCCUUGCCACCACCUUUCCCCGGAUGCCAGUGCGUGGCGGCCCCAUCUUCCAUAUCUGAUCUUAGGGCAAGUUCACGGAGUCUGCUCCCAAAUGGCUUCGGCUCUGACUUACCAGUUAGUCCCCUGGUCCUGACAGUCACCUGUGGUCACCCCUCUUCCCAGGCCUGACUUCUGAGUAGGACCCUGGGUCAGGGUUAAGUGUUGAAUUUACCCUUCCUGGUUAACACCCCAUUUUUAACUUUAUUUUAUCUUUGUUUGUUUUCUCGGUGUGUGUAUUUCCUAAUUUAUUUACCUCUUUUUCCCUUUCUUUUUUUUUAAUUAAAGAGCAAAACUUUUUAUUACUUUGUAAUUUAAAAAACUGAAAAAAAAUUACUGAAGAACUUUGGGGGGAAUUUUGUACUUUUUCCUGUGUAAAUAUUGGACUUUUUUGAGCUUUAUUGUGGUUGUUAAUUUGAAGUAAUAAAGUAGAAAAGGACAAAGUGA
Molecule: messenger RNA, 4700 nt
Organism: Microtus ochrogaster (prairie vole)
Lineage: Eukaryota; Metazoa; Chordata; Mammalia; Rodentia; Cricetidae
Gene: Csnk1e
Product: casein kinase I
Exons: 11
Coding region: 2231-3481 (416 amino acids)
Biological process (GO): protein phosphorylation
Molecular function (GO): ATP binding; protein kinase activity
Source: RefSeq, a predicted model, not a curated record